CCGCCAAGUCAUUUCACCGCCCCCCCACCCACCCACCCACCCCUUUGCCCGAGAAUCGGUUGCCGUUUCCUGUUGGUUGAAUUGAUGCUUUUCGUGAGGUAAAAAAGUAGGUCGGCGGAGGUGAUUUUAUUACUUGUGUCGUCUCCUCCUCCCGGUCCCGGUCCCGGGCACCAUGGCUCCGACCGGCUCCACCGCCUCUCCCGAGGAGCUCAAACUCCGCAUCCAGCGCCUCAUCGACUCGCACCGGGUCUUGGUGUUCAGCAAGACUUUCUGUCCGUACUGCAAGAAGGUUAAAGAACUGUUUAGCGCCCUGGACGUUGAUAUACAUGUUGUGGAACUUGAUUUACUAGAAGAGGGAACUAAUAUGCAGAAUGUGUUGCAAGAAAUGACUGGCCAGAAGACUGUUCCCAGUGUGUUUGUUAACAAGGCUCAUGUGGGUGGGUGUGACAAAACUAUGCAGGCUUAUGAAGAUGGCUUGUUGAAGAAACUUUUGGAGGGAGGUGAACUGUAUGAUUAUGACCUCAUAGUUAUCGGCGGUGGUUCUGGAGGACUUGCAGCUUCAAAGGAAGCUGCAAACCUUGGAAGAAAAGUCUUGGUGCUUGACUAUGUUGUGCCGACACCUAUGGGAACUUCAUGGGGACUUGGAGGUACUUGUGUAAAUGUUGGUUGCAUUCCAAAGAAGCUGAUGCAUCAGGCUGCUAUCCUAGGCCAGGGCCUCUCUGAUUCCCGUAAAUUUGGCUGGGAGUUUGGUGAGAAAGUUAACCACAACUGGGGCAAGAUGAAAGAAGCCAUCCAGAACUAUAUUGGCUCUCUGAACUGGGGCUACAGGGUGGCAUUACGGGACAAGAAAGUAACUUACAACAACAGCCUCGCAGAGUUUGUGGAACCACAUAAGAUAAAGGCAACCAACAAGCGGGGUAAAGAGACCUUUCAUUCAGGAGAAAAAUUCAUUAUUGCAACAGGCGAAAGACCUCGUUAUUUAAAUAUACCAGGAGAUAAAGAAUAUUGCAUUACCAGUGAUGAUCUCUUCUCUCUGCCUUAUUGCCCAAAGAAGACUCUGGUUGUGGGUGCUUCCUAUGUGGCACUGGAAUGUGCAGGGUUCCUUUGUAGCUUGGGAUUGGACGUUACUGUGAUGGUGCGCUCCAUUCUUCUGCGUGGAUUUGAUCAGGAAAUGGCAGAGAAAGUUGGAGCGUAUAUGGAAUCUCAUGGGGUGAAAUUUCUGAAAAAAUAUGUGCCAACUAAGAUUGAGCAGCUGGAGGCUGGAACACCUGGCAGACUUAAAGUGACUGCAAAGUCCACAAUAAGUACAGAGGUUAUUGAUGAUGAGUACAACACUGUGUUAAUCGCUGUGGGACGUGAUGCUUGCACCAAGCACAUUGGCCUAGAAAAGAUUGGUGUUCAUCUCAAUGAAAAAAAUGGGAAGAUAUUGGUGGAUAAUGAAGAAAGGAGCAAUGUACCUUACAUCUUCGCUAUCGGAGAUGUAAUUGAUGGCAAGCCGGAGCUCACACCCGUUGCUAUUCAGGCUGGGAAGUUGCUAGCGCGCAGACUCUACGCGGGUUCGACUGUGAAGUGUGACUAUGUCAAUGUAUGCACAACAGUUUUUACACCUUUGGAGUAUGGAUGUUGCGGAUUGUCUGAAGAAAAUGCAAUAGCACUUUAUGGAGAAGAACAUAUAGAGGUGUACCACAGCAUGUUCUGGCCACUGGAGUGGGCAGUACCAGGGAGGAAUAAGAAUGGCUGCUAUGGCAAGGUGAUUUGCAUGAAGCUGGAUCAUUAUAGAGUGGUGGGAUUCCAUGUGCUUGGUCCCAAUGCUGGAGAAAUCACUCAAGGUUUUGGUGCAGCAAUGAAAUGUGGUAUGACCAAAGAUCAGCUGAACAGCGUAAUUGGCAUCCAUCCAACUUGUGCAGAAGUAUUCACCACUAUGGAAACAACAAAACGAUCAGGUGUGGACAUUUCCAAGAAGGGAGGUUGCUGAGGUUAAACCCUGCUGUUGUAAUGCUGCUGCCUUCUGCAUGCAUUUCCUCUGCUCUGUGGUUGGCUCAACCUGCAUCUUUCUCCACUCAGGUAAAACUAACACAACCCACAGCAGGAAUAUUAAACAAAAUCUGCCUUGAAACAAUAUUGAAUUUUGCAGUGCCUUGAGUUGCACUCAGUGCCUGUUGCAGCAGAGGAUCAUGGUGUGCAUGGGGCACGCAGAUCAACAGUGGGGUAAACCUCAAGUUUGAACUUUGACCCAAACCUGCUUGGAAGGGCAUUGAAGAAAAUAGUGCCUCCUUGAAGUUUUGGCCUGGAACCUGCUUUGAGGUGGGCCAUGACAGAUGACUAACAAGCAAGGUCUGGAACUUCUACAUCCAAUCAAAUGACUGCGCUUCCUCUCUGUGGUGAGGCUUUAGUCUUGUGGAACAGUUUGAAGUCUCACCGGGUAAUACUUACUAUCCCUUGAUUCUUAAAUGUAUGUUAGGCUGCUCUUGGGGGUGGGUUGGGUGAGAUUAAUUUUUUUUUCCUCUGUACAGUUUAGGUAACCAGCAUCAUUGUAUUCAAUGUUUAUAAGUUUAAAAAAAAAUCAAGAACUUAUCUGUAAAAGAACAUGUCAUGUUUGAUUCAAUUUAAACUCUGUACAAUAUCAAUCUUAAACCUUUUUCACCAAAAAAAGCACACUGAUUAUGUUUCAGGAAGCAUGGGCCUGAAUGUUUUUCUGUUUUGACCGAGGAUCUGCCUUACGUGUAACUAUCUACACUUUGCUAUCCUCUCCCUUUUUUUAAAAACUUAGCAGUCUAUAAUGGGAGUAACCAACUACUGCUGACCAAACUUGAUAGGUGUGGGUGUUCUGUUUUUAAGAAGAAAAUGAACGGAAUCGGUGAAUCUGUAAGCUGCUUUUUUGCAGAUACUUAUAAGCAAAAUUUGCAUAAAAGUGAUAUAGUGAAUUAAUUUUUGUCUUGUAUAGCUCUGGCUAUCUAAAUGAGAGCUGGAUUGUUAGUCCAAAGUUGUUCAAAGCAAUUUAUUUUUAAGGAGUUCUAAGAAGUUUUGUACACUGCAUUGCUGUACUCCCUAUCACAUACCUGUUUAAGCUAAAUCUAAGUGGUUUGUGUUUAUCCAGCAUCAUUCCCGUUGCUUUCAUUCCUCUUGUUCUUCACCCUCUUCUUUUUAAUUUGGAACACUAACAUACCAAGCUCAGUUUGGAUACAUAUACUGUCACAUUUUGUGGCUUUGUGCAGUUUGUUUGAAGGCAACCAUGUGGUGCUUUCUAUUUAAUUGGGAUGAUUUUUAUCUUUUUUUGCAUUUGUUCAUCAUUGGUGCCCAUGUGACUAGAACUUCCAGUCACAUUUGAUUGUAUUCAGCCUCUGAGCAGCAGUAACUUGAGCAAUUCCAUUGUGAACAAAGUUUGUUGUCCAAAAUGUAUUUAAUAAAAAAAAUAAAAUCUGCAUAGAACUCAAAA
Messenger RNA from Carcharodon carcharias (great white shark), 3436 nucleotides. It is a transcript of the gene txnrd3, whose product is annotated as thioredoxin reductase 3. Gene Ontology annotation, molecular function: thioredoxin-disulfide reductase (NADPH) activity; glutathione-disulfide reductase (NADPH) activity; flavin adenine dinucleotide binding. The transcript has 16 exons. The record is from RefSeq and is a predicted model, not a curated record. The coding region runs from base 173 to 1975 and encodes 600 amino acids. NCBI's taxonomy places the organism in Eukaryota, Metazoa, Chordata, Chondrichthyes, Lamniformes, Lamnidae. Gene Ontology annotation, biological process: cellular response to oxidative stress; cell redox homeostasis; glutathione metabolic process. Gene Ontology annotation, cellular component: cytosol; mitochondrion.